This is a messenger RNA of Melitaea cinxia (Glanville fritillary), 834 nucleotides long. RefSeq names its product ribonuclease P protein subunit p29 (gene Pop4). Gene Ontology annotation, molecular function: ribonuclease P RNA binding. Gene Ontology annotation, cellular component: ribonuclease P complex; ribonuclease MRP complex. The transcript has a single exon. Gene Ontology annotation, biological process: tRNA 5'-leader removal; rRNA processing. The coding region runs from base 198 to 827 and encodes 209 amino acids. NCBI's taxonomy places the organism in Eukaryota, Metazoa, Arthropoda, Insecta, Lepidoptera, Nymphalidae. The record is from RefSeq and is a predicted model, not a curated record.
CAAUCGUUGCAGUCGUUCAAUGGAAUGUACCCAAUAUGUUAUCUGUGACUUGACUGCAGUCUAACAAUGUCAAAACAACAUUCCAUAUGUUUGUCAGCGUGUUAGGUACUUUUUGUAAACAUUCUAUUUAGGAAAUGUAGGUUAAUACUAAUAUUAUAUAUUGACGUAAAAAUAGGAAUUAACCAAUUAAAGUAACAAUGUCAAGGUUAGAAAUAAAGGACGAGGCUUCACAAUCAAUAGUGAACUUUUUAAAAUCUCAUGUUCCAAAGUCUGAUGGAUACAAUAUAGAAACUGAAUUAAAAAAAGAUUUUGUACUCGCCAAAAAGAAAAGUAAAGAUAAAAAAAAGAAGCAAAAGAGAAAAAAGUCCAAAGUUUUGACACGGAAAGAGAAAAAAGCUCUCGGUUUUUAUUCAAUCCCACGGAACAGUGUGCAGUAUAAGGACAUGUUGGCGCUUAACGAAAUUUGGACAGGAUAUAUAUGUGAAAUGCUCGAAUUAGAGAAACAGGUGCCAGACAUGUUGAGUAAAACGUGGGAUCAGUUUACCCAGACGUUUUAUAAAGCUGACUUCCAUGGUGCCAUGAUAGAAGUCGUUCGCUCUAAGUGCCCUAGCUAUGUCGGAAAAAAGGGUAUAUGUAUAAUGGACACUAAAAACACUUUCAAAAUUGUUUCAGAAGAUAAUAUAGUGACCACCAUACCAAAAAAAGGCAGCGUCUUUAAAGUGUUUGUGAAAAAUUUAGCUUUGUGUAUUUUUGGCAAACAUUUGUGUGCAAGACCAGCAGAACGAUCGAACAAAAAAAUUAAAAGUUAUUUACAUCCGGAUUUGUGAUUGUUGU